Messenger RNA from Striga hermonthica, 453 nucleotides. NCBI's taxonomy places the organism in Eukaryota, Viridiplantae, Streptophyta, Magnoliopsida, Lamiales, Orobanchaceae. The record is from the annotation of a GenBank genome assembly.
AUGCCGGCGCCUGACCGUCAGAGAGACGGCGGCGAUGAGGACGCUGCCGCACUAUUCGACGAAGAAGGUAUGAAUUUGGCUGAGGAAGACGAUAUCGAGCACUCAGACAUUCCUCUCCGCCUCCGUCCGCUCGUCUCCGCCGCCGAGUCCGGCGAUCUGAACGCCCUCCGCUUAGCCCUAGAGAAUUUUGACGGCAACAUUGAUGAACCAAUGGAAGAUGGCGACACUCUUCUUCAUCUGACAUGUCUUUAUGGACAUUUGAACUGCGUCCAGUUUUUGUUGGAAAGGGGAGCUAAUUUGGAGGCAAAGGAUGAAGAUGGAGCGAUUCCUCUGCACGAUGCAUGUGCUGGAGGUCAGUCUAUAAUCAUUUCUGCCUUAUCCAUCAAAAUAACUGUUCUUUCUGUCAGAUAUGGUUUUCUUCUUGAAAGCAUCCUUUUGGAUGUACAUCUUUAA